Malania oleifera is the source of this 495-nucleotide messenger RNA. Its product is annotated as serine/threonine-protein kinase ZRK1-like. Gene Ontology annotation, biological process: protein phosphorylation; cell surface receptor signaling pathway. Bases 26 to 433 code for a protein of 135 amino acids. Gene Ontology annotation, molecular function: protein serine/threonine kinase activity; ATP binding. NCBI's taxonomy places the organism in Eukaryota, Viridiplantae, Streptophyta, Magnoliopsida, Santalales, Ximeniaceae. Gene Ontology annotation, cellular component: plasma membrane. The record is from RefSeq and is a predicted model, not a curated record. The transcript is spliced from 2 exons.
AGUAAAAGUUGAUCCUUAUGGAACGAUGGGAUUCAUUGCACCAGAGAAUUUUUCUACCGGUUUUUUGACCGAGAAAGCUGAUGUUUAUUCUUUUGGUAUGCUUCUGCUGGUGCUUUUGACCAGACAAAGGUACUUCUGGCGCCAAAUUGAGAGGGAUAUAGAUGAUCUUGAUGAAGUAUCCAACCCCGCAAAGUAUUUUGUUGAGAACAACAGGUUGAGUGAGAUUGUGGAUCCUGUAGUAUUGAAAGAGGCAGCUGGAAGGCCUGGGAUGGAGCAGCAGUUGCAGGAUUUUGCAACAGUUGCCCUGAGGUGCAUCAAUUUAACAGUAGAAGAUAGGCCAACAAUGAUUGAUGCAGCAAUACAACUCGUGCAGAUUGAACAGUCGUACUCUAGCCCAGUAAAUUGCUUCACUUGGCUCCAUCCAAGUUUGUAACUUUUGAUAACUUUGGUGUUGGACAUUUGGAUUUAUUUUAGUUUAUUUACUUAUCUUUUACU